Molecule: messenger RNA, 2632 nt
Organism: Vitis vinifera (wine grape)
Lineage: Eukaryota; Viridiplantae; Streptophyta; Magnoliopsida; Vitales; Vitaceae
Product: CDP-diacylglycerol--serine O-phosphatidyltransferase 1
Exons: 13
Coding region: 1214-2494 (426 amino acids)
Biological process (GO): phosphatidylserine biosynthetic process
Molecular function (GO): L-serine-phosphatidylethanolamine phosphatidyltransferase activity
Source: RefSeq, a predicted model, not a curated record
GAACGGUCCAUUUAUAUAUAUAUAUAUAUUUAUGGAGAGAGAGCAAAUCUAAACAUCUUCAAAUCUCUCUUUGACCGUCGUACGCUCUCUCUCUCUCUCUCUCUCUUUCUCUCUUUGUUUUAAAGUUUUAAGAUUAGUAGAGAGGGAGACGCAUCAUCUCCUUUUCGCCGCUGUUGCAGGGAGACCCAGACUCAGUUGCUCUCUAUUUCUCUCUCACAACUUUUUCCCUCUUUUCUCUCUGCCAAAACUGCAAGACUUAUAAAUAAAGUCCAUCUCCAAGAAAAGAGAUGUAUGGGAGAGAGUUAUCUUUUAGUUUUACUUAUUAUUAAUAAUUAUUUUAUCGACUAUCUUUCUCUUCUCUUCCUCUUUCCUCAUUUCGAUAACUCCCCCUUAUUAACUCCUCUCUCUGUUCACAACCCCCCUCUCCCCCCCUUUCGCACCACCGAUCCGACGCCCACGAUCUCCUCGUCCUCCCAUCGUACGGCUAGGGCUCCCCUGUCAGCUUCCCCUCUACGUAAGUAUAUCUGCAAAAUAUAUGUAUUGCAUAUAAAUAUAUAAAUUUAUAUUUAUACUUUGAAAAUAUAAUAUAUAUAAAUAGGAAAAAAAGAAAAAAUUUGAAAUAUCGUGUAUUUUUAUUAGCCACCUUUCUUUUUACUAUCUCUAUCCAUCUUUUCUUAGAAUUAUUUCAAAUAUUCUUUAUCUGUAUACGUUUAUUUAUUAAUUAUUAUUAUUAAUCGGUAAUAAUACUGGUAUUUUUUUUCUUUAUACACCGUCUUCCCCGUCGCCAUUUUUGAAUCUGUUUUUGGCGUUCACUGUACGUAAUUCGUUUAUUUAAAUUUUUGCCGAGCUGGGUAUGGAGUAAAAAUGCGUUUUUUCUUUUUUCUGGGUUGAUGGUUGUGUCAAUUUAGGCGUUUUUAUUCAAUACAGGUGUUUGGUAUAAUCAGAAUAGGUGAUAGCAUGAUGGGUACUGUUUGAUUUUACCAUUGCUGUGAGAUUUUCUGGUUCCGGAAAUUUAUUUUUGUCAUUCGUUCCCUGAUUAUAUUGUUGAUAUAUAUGGGUGUGUGCGCGUGUGUUUGCAAGUAUCUACAUGAUGUACUGAUUUUCAUUUUAGACAUGUGGUGGAAGCUGUAAUUUGUAUUGAUUUGUGCAGUCUUUAGUGUUUGGCAGUAUUACAUGAUGAAGUGAGCAAGUUGCAUUGCUUAAACAUUAAGCAAUGGAACCUAAUGGUCAUAGGAGGGCAAGGAGAAAGGAUUCUGCUGUUCAAGCAAAUGGUAACGGCAGCUUAUCAAGUGUUGGUGAUGAACAUGAUCCAUGGACUGCAUGGGCAUACAAACCUCGUACCAUUUCAUUAUUACUUAUUGGUGCAUGUUUUCUUAUUUGGGCAAGUGGGGCUCUGGAUCCGGAAAGUAGGUCAUCUGGCAAUCUUGUUACUUCUGUGAAAAGGGGUGUAUGGGCGAUGAUUGCAGUUUUUCUUGCUUACUGCUUGCUGCAAGCCCCUUCAACGGUACUUAUUAGGCCACAUCCAGCAAUUUGGCGACUAGUUCAUGGGAUGGCGGUCAUUUACCUUGUUUGUCUCACAUUUUUGCUUUUCCAGAAACGUGAUGAUGCUCGGCAAUUCAUGAAGUUUCUCCAUCCUGAUCUUGGUGUUGAACUUCCUGAAAGAUCGUAUGGUGCUGAUUGCCGCAUUUAUGUGCCUGAAAAUCCAACCAGCAGGUUUAAGAAUGUUUAUGAAACCCUUUUUGAUGAAUUUGUUGUGGCUCAUAUAUUUGGAUGGUGGGGUAAGGCUAUAAUGAUUCGCAAUCAGCCCCUCCUAUGGGUGCUGUCAAUUGGAUUUGAGCUAAUGGAGCUUACUUUCCGCCAUAUGUUACCAAACUUCAAUGAGUGUUGGUGGGACAGUAUUAUCCUCGACAUUUUAGUCUGCAAUUGGUUUGGUAUUUGGGCUGGAAUGCAUACUGUUAGAUAUUUUGAUGGAAGAACAUACGAGUGGGUUGGUAUAAGCCGGCAGCCCAAUAUUAUUGGCAAAGUGAAACGAACAUUAGGACAAUUUACGCCAGCACAGUGGGACAAAGAUGAGUGGCAUCCCUUGCUUGGUCCAUGGCGUUUCAUUCAAGUUCUCAGUCUUUGCAUUGUAUUCUUGACAGUGGAGCUUAAUACAUUCUUUCUUAAGUUUUGUCUUUGGAUUCCUCCUCGAAACCCUGUGAUUGUGUAUCGGUUGAUCUUGUGGUGGCUAAUUGCAAUACCAACAAUUCGUGAGUACAAUUCAUACUUACAGGACAGAAAACCAGUGAAAAAGGUGGGAGCGUUUUGUUGGCUUUCCCUUGCUAUUUGCAUUAUUGAACUACUCAUUUGCAUCAAGUUUGGACAUGGCCUAUUUCCCAAACCAAUGCCUCUAUGGUUGGUAAUUUUCUGGAUGUCUGCUGGGGUGGCCCUUUUAAUAUUUCUGAUUGUGUGGUCGUGGCAACUACAUCAAACUCUGGGGAGAAAGAGACGAUGAAUUUUCCUUUGUGGUACAUCAUUCUUUGAUUCCUUGUUGUUCUUAUGGAUACCCAUCCAUUUUGUAAAUACCAAUCACCCUCAUAAAUUGUAAAUGCUUUCUCUUUGGUUAGUGGAUCACAGUUUCUUGUGCAGAGAA